Molecule: messenger RNA, 800 nt
Organism: Mustela lutreola (European mink)
Lineage: Eukaryota; Metazoa; Chordata; Mammalia; Carnivora; Mustelidae
Product: ribonuclease pancreatic-like
Exons: 2
Coding region: 116-574 (152 amino acids)
Molecular function (GO): nucleic acid binding; RNA nuclease activity
Source: RefSeq, a predicted model, not a curated record
CAAGCUAGAGAUCCAGGUCAGUGGCUGAAGAGGAGAUCUCUGGGACUCCUUCUAUUUAUGCGUUGGAUUGGAGGGACCAGGGUGGCUGAGGCUCUUCCAGAGGAGUCAGACCACCAUGGAGAGGAUCUUCAUCCUGUUCCCACCACUGGUCCUGGUGUUGCUGGUGCUUGGCUGUGUCCAGCCUUCGCUGGCCAAAGAGUCUCAGGCUGAGAAGUUCCAGCGGCAGCACAUGGACCCAAACACCUCCAUUGUCACUGCCAGCUACUGCAAUGAAAUGAUGAAGCGCCGGAGUAUGACGGUUGGACGGUGCAAGCCAGUGAACACGUUUAUCCAUGAGCCUCUGCAUAAGGUUGAGGCCAUCUGCUCCCAGGAAAAUGUCCGCUGCAAGAACGGGCAGUCCAACUGCUACAAAAGCAGCUCCAAGAUGCGCAUCACCGACUGCAGCCUGAAGAAAGGCUCCAAAUACCCCAAAUGUGACUAUGAGACCAAGCAGCUACAGAAAUCCAUCAUCGUGGCCUGUACGUAUAAACACAUACGUAUACCUGAGACAGUCCACUUUGACGGUUCUGUGUAGGUCUGCACCUGAGGCCAGAGCAGCGAGAUACCCCACCUCCCUCAUGGUGACACCUGCUUCUCCCCUCUCCCCUCCUUCCUCUUAGAGAAAGAACUCCAACCAGGGCUCCUAUCCCAAACACACACACAUUCUUGCCCAGCAUUUGCCCCUGCAUGGUUUGGGGGUGGAGGGGGGGCCCGUGUGAACCAACUUCACUGCUUCUUUCAAUAAAACACUGUUGCAACCA